UUUCAUCUUUCAUUAAUUCUCUUAUAUUGUUGUUAUAUAUACAAAAGAUAUAUUGAAAAAAACUCAAUUAAAUUUCAAUUGAAGAAAAUGAGAAGAAAGUGUAAUUUGGAACUCACUCUUUCUCCUAGCAACUUGUUGAUGGAGGAUAAAAGAUUAGAGAAUGAGCAAUCACAACAGCUAACUAUAUUUUACAAUGGAAAAUUUGUUGCUUCUCAUGUUACUCAGCUUCAGGCUAAAGCUAUAAUUUAUCUUGCGAGUAGAGAAAUGGAGGAGAAAACAAAUAAGAUGUCUGAGCCUUCAUCACCAUUAUUACAACCUCAAACUGUGAAGAAAUCUUUACAGAGAUUUCUACAAAAAAGAAAAAAUAGAAUUCAAACUUCUCCAUAUCAUCACUAGUUCCAUAUGUUUUGUAUUCAUUGAUCUCUAGUUAUUAUUAUUUUUAUGUGAGACCUAAAAAAAGAUUAAUUCCUUUACAUAGGUGGAUCAUAAUCAUUAAUUAAGCUCAACACUUGUGUAUCACUAUUUACAGAUUUUGGAAUACAAAAUUAAAAUUUCAUGUUUUUGUUUCA
This is a messenger RNA of Solanum pennellii, 569 nucleotides long. RefSeq names its product protein TIFY 5A-like. The record is from RefSeq and is a predicted model, not a curated record. The transcript is spliced from 3 exons. Gene Ontology annotation, cellular component: nucleus. NCBI's taxonomy places the organism in Eukaryota, Viridiplantae, Streptophyta, Magnoliopsida, Solanales, Solanaceae. Gene Ontology annotation, biological process: response to wounding; regulation of defense response; regulation of jasmonic acid mediated signaling pathway. The coding region runs from base 88 to 396 and encodes 102 amino acids.